UCGAACGAGCAAAAUGGAAAGAACCAAAGAAGUUACAUAUUACACGAAUACCAAGAAAGCGAUUAAGUGGAGUAGAAGAUUACUCGGAUUUUCCGGAGUGUGGCCAUUGGAAAUUCGGGACUCCUUGUUUCUACCAUUUCUAUUCUACGGAUGUGUUUACAGUUUUUUAGGACUUCUAGAUUUGAUCGAAUACAUCAAAGAUAUCCGUUACGCAAUGACAAACGUUAUGGAGAACAUGUUGGUAGUAAUGACAAUGACGAAAUUUGGGGUGUGCCGAAUGAAAUAUCGGUCUUUGUCAAGAUUUUUAACAGAAACGGAUGACGAUUAUAUCGUCGAUAAUUAUAAAACUAAAGAGGAGAGAUUGAUAUUUACGAAAUAUAAUAAAUUUUCCUACAUAUUUGUCAUGACUGCGUUCCCAGCGAUGACUUUCUUAACUCUAUUGUAUUAUUUUAAAAAUGUCAUACCGAAUGUUCUUAAAGUUAUGGCGAAUUCUUCAUUGGAAUAUAAAUUACCUUAUAAAAUAAAGCCGUUAUUGAAGCCAUACGAUGUAAAAAGUUAUAUAUUUGGCUGCAUACAUGAAUUUUUUCGUGUAGUAAUAAUACUUUCCGCUUACAUUGGAACUGAUUGUUUAUUGGCUUCUACCGGAUUUCAUCUUACCGGUCAAUUGGCUAUAUUGAGGAUCAGAGUGAGGGAUGUUUUAAAUGAUACCGAUGGUUGUCGGCAGGGAAUUCGAAAAAUGAUUCUUCGACACCAUCGUUUGAUAAGAUUAGCGGAUAUAUUAGAAGAUAGUUUUAAUAUCGUUAUUGGUCAACAUUUAUUUGGGACAACCAUACAGCUUUGUAUAUCGUGUUAUCAAAUGCUGUCCAGUUUAGCGGUAUUAGAAGGAGUUGGUAUAUUAACAUUCGUUAUAUACGUUUCCAUUUUGUCGGGCACAUUGUUCACUUAUUGUUACAUCGGUGAAUGUCUCAUCGAGGAAAGUACUAGCUUAUGCGAAGCACUUUAUCAUUGCGGCUGGUACGAGCUCUCGACGAUCGAAAUGAAAUCGAUUUGCAUUUGCAUGAUGCGUGCUAGGAAGCCACUGCAAUUGACUUGUUUAAAGUUUUGCGUUGUGUCCUUGCGUACUUUUACUGAUAUAGUAAAGUCAUCCAUGGCUUACUUAUCAGUUUUACGAACGUUUAUGUAAACAGAAUUGUGACAAAUAAACUUGAAUAUUUAUUACUGGGAUAUUGUUGAUGACAUUUUGAUAAAAAUUUUGAAUAUACUGCAUGUAAUAAGUUUGCAUACAAUCACGUUAUUAAGAUAAGUAUUGACAAAAUAAAUAUUAUGGAAGAUAUAUUUGUUAUUUAUGUGAAAAUACUUGACUCAAAUUUUAACUUUUAAACAAAGUUCUCAAUAUUGUUAAUUUAUUAAAAAUUUGUAUACAUUUGCACACAAAUUCUAAGGUACAUGCGAAUGCGUAUG
Molecule: messenger RNA, 1461 nt
Organism: Vespula vulgaris
Lineage: Eukaryota; Metazoa; Arthropoda; Insecta; Hymenoptera; Vespidae
Product: odorant receptor 13a-like
Exons: 7
Coding region: 14-1183 (389 amino acids)
Biological process (GO): sensory perception of smell; detection of chemical stimulus involved in sensory perception of smell
Cellular component (GO): plasma membrane
Molecular function (GO): olfactory receptor activity; odorant binding
Source: RefSeq, a predicted model, not a curated record